AUGGUGCUCAUCCCCUUUUACGGGGCCCGCGCAGCGACCCGCGAAGUACUCUACUCGCCCCCGUCUCCGCCGCCGCCGCCAGCGUGCCGCUCGAAGGAGCGAUGUUCUGACGAAACAGAUAUUCCUGGGCAUGAUUCUACCGCGUGCUGUCACUGGCGCGCCGCGCGAGCGCGCCUCUGGUUUUCGUUCUCGAAACCUUGCACAAGAUGCGUACCUGGUUGGAAUACAUUUCGAGGUAGAUCUCAUGACGAAGACAAGGGAGUCAUUUGGAAAAGGUCGAGGCCAUUAAAUGAGCGCGGCGUUAGCGGAAGCGGCUGCGCAGGUGCGAAUCUGGGCACGGCGCUGCGCCGCGAGGAGCUCUGCGCUCGCCCCGCCCCUUCGCCCUCGGCGCGUGGGCAGCGGAUUCGGCGCACCCUGCCGGCCCCACACGCACCCGCGCACGCACCACUAAACGAAACAUCCGAGGAAAAUGACCCGGUCCGGCGCGGCGAGGCGCCGGGGGCAGCAGAUGGGAGGGCGCGGCGCGGCAUAGGUCUGUUUACAGCGAGCGGCGCGCGCCCUAUAAGGCAGCAGCAGCAGCUCGCAGUCUACCCACCUCCCCUCGGCUCGAGUCGACCCGUCCACUUGCUCCGCGCCGCGCCGCACCGCGCCGCUCCGCGCCGCGCCGAAGCGCGCCUACGGGAGUCCGUGUCUCAGUGCCGUAAGAGAUCUCGGAGUGUGAGCAUCGGCGUAGUAUUUCAUACUCACUAA
This is a messenger RNA of Gryllus bimaculatus (two-spotted cricket), 750 nucleotides long. Lineage: Eukaryota; Metazoa; Arthropoda; Insecta; Orthoptera; Gryllidae. The record is from the annotation of a GenBank genome assembly.